Molecule: messenger RNA, 2820 nt
Organism: Vicia faba (fava bean)
Lineage: Eukaryota; Viridiplantae; Streptophyta; Magnoliopsida; Fabales; Fabaceae
Source: the annotation of a GenBank genome assembly
AUGUUACUAUUUUGGCAUGUAGCUUCCUCAUUGCCGUCGCCGCCGUUCGUCUUAAGCUUUUCAGCCUCCGUUGGUCACCCCCACCGUCUACACCCUUUCCAACCACAAUUCCUCUCCAUCAACUCCUUCCAGUACACCUACAACGAGCUUCCCCUGUCUUCCUCUAGCUAUGCCACCAUUUCCGGUAUCUUAGAAGUGAAAAGCUUUGCGUCAAUCUCAGUUAUCAUCAUCAGUGUUCUUCACUACCCAUUUCAAUUGUUUUCAACAACAAACAAGCUAAAGCUCUCAAGAUUUAAGGUAUCACUAUCUUUUGAUGCUUCACUAAGUUCAAUGGCUCCAGAUAGAGAUGCUCCACCUGAAAACCCACCUGAAAACUCACAAGAAAACUCACAAGAAAGAGUUGCUUCGGAUACAAAUGCUCCACCUGAUACUGAAGCAAAAGAGGUUGCACGAGGCAUCACUAUUAUGAAGGGAAUCAUUCGACAUAGAGACCAAGGAUUAGUAUACCGAUUGGAAUGGAAUUCUGAUAAACAACCAAUUGGUCCUAAUUCUGCAAAGUUGACAAGUUAUAUUGGUACACUUGUCCGUAUGCAUAUUCCGGUCUCCGUAGCUACCUGGAAAUCGAAAACGAAAAAUUUAGAAUUGGAGGAGAAAAAACAAGCGAUUUGGGAAGAGCUUCAGAGGACUUUUGAGAUACCAGAUGAACCUAAAAGCUACAUACUUAGUUUGGCCGGCAAAAGAUAUAGAGGGUGGAAAAGUUUUUUGACAAACACCUAUCUUAAGGAUAAAGAUGGAAAAUUUCUUGAAGAGGAACCGGGACGGCCAACAAAGUAUGCGACCUUCAUUGAUGAAGCAGAUUGGGCUGAGUUUGUAAAGCAAAGAGAUGAAGCUUUUCAGAAAAAGAGUGCCACGAAUAGUGAGAGAGCAUCCAAACCCGCGUAUCCAUACAAAAAAGGGCGUUUGGGAUAUGCACGCUUAGAGGAUAAAAUUUUAGAGGAGACUAAAAGUGAGGAAGCUUCACUUCCUGUACAUGUGUUGUGGAAGGAAGCUCGUGUGGGCAAGAAUCAAGCUGUCGAUCCCGAUGUUCAGAGAGUUUAUACUGAAUGUGAGACCUUGUCGCAAUCGGCAUCCACCGGUGAGGAGAGCGUACUUAGUAGAGUACUAGAUGCUCCCGAGUAUCCCGGUCGGGUGAGGGGUAAGGGUCAUGGUGUGACUCCAACCUCUUUUUAUAAGAGUUCUAGGAGAAUAUCAAAUCUUACCAAUGAAGAAGUGUUGCAAAAGUUGCAGGAAUUGCAAGCACAGGUCUCUGAAUUGCAAAGAGAUAAAGAUAUGUAUAUGAGAGAAAAUUGCAACACUUCAUCGGUGAGAGAAACUAGUGAUAAGGCUAGUAUCAACUAUCAAAAGAAAUUUCCUGAGGGCAUUUCAUCUUGCCAACUAUACUUAUCGUCACCGAAUUAUCGACUAGUUGGCAAGGGAAAAGUGCACAACACUUCGGGAGAUUUACUUCACCACAGACCGCUCCCGGAUGGACACCUGAAAGUAUCGGUGGAUGUUGUAUUAGAUCGUGAUGCGAUUCUACCGGUACCUGACAUGGUCUCAGAGACGACAUUGCUGCGAGAUGCAAUAGGAUCAUUUGUUGCAUGGCCCUCGGAGCUCAUUACCAUUAGUGAUGAGACUGCUCCUAUAAAACCCGCAAUUAAGGGUAAAGGGAUUUUACAGGAGGAGGAGUCUGUUGCAUCACUAAAAGAGGCAUCCGCUCGGGAGUCACAACAAGUGACGCAGCAGGUUCGUAGCGUACCACCCACUGGUCCUCCGAAGCAAGCGGCAAAAAAAGGCGGUGCUUUUGUGCCUCGAUACCGUUCGACACUCGCAACAAUGGUUGAUAUGUCCGAUUUGAAGGAUGGUGGUUUACGUGAAAUCAACAUGGAUGAAAGUGUCUUCGGUAUUGAAUUCCCGUCACAUAUUACAAUUGAUGACUUGGAAGAGAUUUUUAGGCAUGAUCAACUAGGCGUCAGUAAUAUGCACUCAUACAUCCGGUUGUUGUAUGACAGAGUGUUGCGCGGGACUGCAUUGUCUAACAGAUUCCGUUUCGUGUCUUCCGCCCAUUGCAGCGGAAUGACAAUUGCUUCGGAACCGGAAUCAGUUAGACAACGCUUAGUAGAUAGAUUCAUGUCCACCGGCAAUACAGAAAGUCUGCAUCUUUGGGCGUAUAAUACCCGACCAGUAGGAGCACACUGGUUGCUGCUUGCUAUCAACCCGAUAAGAGAAGUCGUGUAUUAUCUGAAUUUGGUAAAUGGUGAAUGGACCAAUUAUCCGGCUAUGAAGGAAAUCGUUGAUUUAUCAAUACAAGUGUUCCGUAGUCAACGGGACGCACAGGUAUCCCGGACUAAAUCAAACAACAUCACUUGGAUCCAAGUGCAGUGUCCGCAACAGCGAAACAGUCAUGAUUGCGGAUACUUUGUUUUGAGGUUCAUGAAAGAAAUCCUUCAGGCGAAUCAAUUAGAGAUUCCGCUCACGUACCUUGACGAAUUCCGUGUUGCUGGGUACCCGAAGCUUAAGUUGGAAGAAAUUAAAGAAGAUUUGUGUCAAUAUUAUAUUAAGCAAUUUUUCAUACAUGUGCCAUAUCUGUUGAGAAGAAAACUUGAUGAUAAGUCAAGUCAAAUGAUUCUAGUUGGAUAUCAUUCGACAGGAGGCUACAAGUUGUUCGAUCCAGUGAAAAAGAAGAUUGUGAUCAACAGGGACGUGAUCAUAGAUGAGUUUAAAAAAUGGGAUUAUACUGAAAAUAUCAAGAAAGAUUUAAUGGGAAUCAUUCUUGAGUAG